CCCGCCCCCCUCCGCCUGACUCAUCCGCCCACGGUGACCGCACCGCGUCCGCUGCCCGAGCCCCGCCAGGAUGGGGAGACAGACCGCAGCUGCAGGCGGACGCCCAGAUUCCCGCUGACGCCCCCGACCCUGCCGCCGCCUUCGCCGCUCUCCCGAGGCGCCCACAGCACGGGGCUCCUGGAGCGAGGGUCCAGAGAGGACGCCCGACGCCCCGCACUCCCGGACAGAAAAUCAGAACCCUCAAACAAGAACUGGACAAAGAGCAUCUGUUGCAGUACAGAUGGUGGUGUUGGCCUAGUGAACUCUCUGCCUCCUCUGGACUUUUGUGGAACUUCACUUAUAGGAACACACUGACCAUAUUGGCUUGGUGUACAAAAGGCCGAGCUAUGAUAGCCACUGGAGGUGUGAUCACCGGCUUGGCCGCCUUGAAAAGACAAGACUCUGCCAGAUCCCAGCACCACAUCAAUCUCAGCCCGUCCCCUGCUACCCAGGAAAAGAAACCAGUCAGGCGAAGGCCCCGUGCUGAUGUUGUGGUGGUUCGGGGAAAAAUCCGCCUUUAUUCUCCCUCUGGCUUCUUCCUCAUCUUGGGAGUGCUCAUUUCCAUCAUAGGAAUUGUCAUGGCUGUCCUGGGUUACUGGCCUCAGAAAGAACAUUUCAUCGACGCUGAAACAACAUUGUCCACGAAUGAGACUCAGGUCCUUCGGAACCACGGUGGUGUGGUGGUGCGCUUCUUUGAGCAGCAUUUACACUCCGAUAAAAUGAAAAUGCUUGGCCCCUUCACUAUGGGAAUUGGUAUUUUCAUUUUCAUAUGUGCCAACGCCAUUCUUCAUGAAAACCGGGACAAAGAAACCAAAAUCAUUCACAUGCGGGACAUCUACUCCACCGUCAUUGACAUCCACACCCUGAGAAUCAAGGAGCAAAAGCAGAUGAAUGGCAUUUACUCAGGCUUGGGGGGUGAGCCUGAGGUAAAGCAGAAUGGGAGCUCUUGUGCCUCCAGAUUGGCAGCAAAUACAGUCUCCUCUUUCUCAGGGUUGAGGAGGAGUUUUCGAAUGGACAGCUCUGUGGAGGAGGAUGAACUGAUGCUCAAUGAAAGUAAGAAUUUGGGGUUGAUGCCCCCUUUGCUCUCUGACAGCUCUGUCUCUGUCUUUGGCCUCUACCCACCUCCUUCCAAGACAAACGAGGAAAAGACUAGCAGCUCUAAGAAAUGUGAAACCAAGUCAAUUGUGUCAUCAUCUAUUAGUGCUUUUACACUGCCUGUGAUCAAACUUAAUAACUGUGUAAUUGAUGAACCCAGUAUAGAUAACAUCACUGAGGAUGCUGACAACCUCAAAAGUAUAUCAAAGAACUUGUCAAUGGAUUCCCUUGUGGUCCCUCUGCCCAGUACUGGCGAAUCCUUCCAGCCUAUCAGCACAAUGCUCCCAAGGAAUAAUUCCAUUGGGGAGGCGUUAUCCAUGCAGUACAAAUCAUCUGUGGCUCUUGGUCCGGGGGCUGGACAGCUCCUAUCACCUGGGGCUGCUAGAAGACAGUUUGGAUCCAACACAUCCUUGCAUUUCCUUUCUUCUCAUUCAAAAUCUUUAGACUUAGACCGAGGUCGCUCCACCCUCACAGUUCAGGCAGAGCAACGGAAACAUCCAAGCUGGCCACGGCUGGAUCGAAGCAACAGCAAAGGAUAUAUGAAACUAGAGAACAAAGAGGACCCGAUGGAUAGGUUGCUGGUGCCCCCCGCUGCCAUAAAAAAAGACUUCACUAAUAAGGAGAAGCUGCUUAUGAUUUCAAGAUCUCAUAACAACUUGAGUUUUGAACAUGAUGAGUUUUUGAGUAACAAUCUAAAGCGAGGAACUUCUGAAACAAGGUUUUAAUGUGGCAAAGUAGAUCAUUUUCCAAUGGUAUAUGCUUGAAAACUAUUUUCACCAAUGAUUUCCUUCUGAGAGCAUUGGUUGGGACCAUUUUUCAAUCACAUGGUUUAUAAAGUAUUAGAACCGGUGGCUUGAGUCUAUGCUGGACAUGGAUAUAGGUUCCAGUCAGUGAGGAUUACAGUACUCUAGAUGAUCACAUAUGAGUUUCCCCCCAUUUCUUUAAAAAGCAUGAUCUCCUUUAUUGAUAUGAAUACAAAAGUACUUGCAUCCAAAUUAAAAUUUUCUUUACUUUUAAGUUCUUUCAUUUUCAUAUUCAUAGAAGCAAAUGUCUAGAAGGGAAAACUUAGGGUACCAAACAUUCAGUCCCAACUCUCAAUCUAAGUUUGUAUAUAAGGUCUUAUGAUGUGAUUUUGUGAAUGAUUGCUUUUAUAAAGGACUGGAGAAAUUGUUUAAAAGAAGAAGGAUCUAGUUUAUAUGUGGACUAUGUAAUAUGAAUUAGUUAAGUUGGUUGUGAUUCUUACUGUGAGCUCUAGGUAGGCAGUAUUUUUUUAAAUGUCAGUUGUUUUAGUGAUAUCUUAUCAAGGAAUGAUAUAUUCAAGAGCCAGGGCUAAAAAUUCCAGGUAUACAUAAGAGACAAAUCCAAAAUAACUAUUAGAACAAAUGCUAACUACUCAGAACCAGAAUUUCUUUGCACACUGUCUUGGAAAACAAAUGAACCUGUAUCAUUUGUAGAAAUACUAUCUUGAAAUAACAAAUGAAGAUACAGAUUUUACUAGUUAAUGCUACCAAGUCUUAGUAUUGUUUUCUAAUUAUUGGUUAUCCACCAAUACCCACUCACUCCCAUAUCCUUAUUUACCUCUGAUAUUGUUUAGAUCCUGGAAAUUGGAAAACGUAGAUAACCUUGACAUUUCAUCUUCCCAUACCAACAGCUUGGUGGUUCAAGAAUAUUUAGUCCUUAAUAAAUUGCCUUGAAAUUUACUUUGUGCUAGAAAGCCUUAUGCUAACUCCAAAGACUUUCUUGUGGUAUACCAAAUUCUUAGGAUUAUUCUUCUCAAUUAUUGAAGAUAUUAAGUACUAAAAUGGAUGUUUCCAUCAGAAAAUUAUCAUAUUUUCCAUAAAGGAAAUAAUAUUAAUAACUGUUUGGUGAAAUACUCAGGAAACGUGUAGGUUUUGCCCAAAGUCUAAACACUUCUGCAAAAGAGUAUUGCAGUUUCGGGAAAGAGCAGCAAGAAGACCCAUUUGUAUGUGUAGCACCCCACAAUUGUAUCUAUGUUUGUACCUCAAGCUUCCCUCAGUCAAGGCCCUGCACUUCUUAUGAGAACAUGGAGCCUGUGUAUUGUCAUAGAGUAGGCUCAAUAUUUUACUAUAAAGCAU
This is a messenger RNA of Perognathus longimembris pacificus (Pacific pocket mouse), 3230 nucleotides long. RefSeq names its product transmembrane protein 200A (gene Tmem200a). NCBI's taxonomy places the organism in Eukaryota, Metazoa, Chordata, Mammalia, Rodentia, Heteromyidae. Bases 387 to 1859 code for a protein of 490 amino acids. The transcript has 3 exons. The record is from RefSeq and is a predicted model, not a curated record.